Molecule: messenger RNA, 1533 nt
Organism: Trichoderma reesei QM6a
Lineage: Eukaryota; Fungi; Ascomycota; Sordariomycetes; Hypocreales; Hypocreaceae
Exons: 3
Coding region: 1-1533 (510 amino acids)
Source: RefSeq, a predicted model, not a curated record
AUGGCAGCCCGGCUGCUAUUCGACGCAGAAACGCCCGGUUGGCUCAUUGAAUGGCUAUUCUACAGCAAAGUGAGGUCAAUUCUCUGCCAAAUUUUCUUUCUGUUAAAUCCUCCAACUUCCCACGUCGAAGGCCUUCCAACUGCAUGUCAAGUGUCAACAUCGGAGGCUACUCUGUUGGCCGAAGAGGACAGGCAAUGGGAGUGGGACUGGAAGAAGUUCUACCUGCAGCCAGAGGUUCUCUCCAGAGAUUUACACGACCGAUUUAACAGACAUACGCUAUCCUUAAGACGUCCCGAUGUUUUCCAGAGAGAUGUUGAGAGCUGUAUUGAACUCGCUGCGACUGAAGAGGAGUUUCUGGCGAAACUUGAAGAACGAAAAACCCAACACGUGCAGGAGGUGAUGAGGGCGUGGAGAAGCAUCUGCGCCGUCAUUGAGUCGAACUCUUGGCUGUUGGCCAGCCCGGAUAGGGGCGACAAAGAGGAUGCCGACAAAGAGAAUGUUGACGAAGACGAAGGCGACAGAGGCGGUGAUGACGGCGGCCAUUUGGAAGAGCGUGACAACUGGAAUAAUGACGGCAAUGAACACAGAGGUUUAGCGACGGAGAACGAUUAUCCUGCUGCAAAUUCAAGUGCGUCCCCUCGACGUGGAACUGUAACUUCUCUAGACCCGUCACAAUUCUAUCUUGACGACAUCACGAGCAAACUCGUGGAAGGAAGGAAAAGAUGGGCAAAAGAGACGUGCGCCGAAAUUCUACAGCAAAGAAGGACGCAACGGCUUGCUGCUCCUACGGCUUCAGCUCUUACGACUGCUGAAUUGACUGCUCCAGACUCCCUGUUCUGCGCCGGCAUAUGGGAUCCUGACGGGCUACUACCAUCGAGAGACCUUACUGGGGGACCAUUCCCCAGCCAAGAUGAAGUCCAAUCCGCCAACCCUACUCCGAUUUCAGAUUCUCCGGCGAACAACCCCCUCAAGCGACCUCGAGACUCUCAUGAAGAGAGUAUCAACGAUCAAAGUCUUAGAGUCAUAGAGGCCGACUUGAUUGCUCUCACAGGAACCGAAGACUUUGGAGAGGAAAGUCACGGCUUGACCAAGUUCACAGAGCCAGCGCUGGAAAGUCCCGCGAUAGACAGCGUUGUACGCGAAGCAUCGCCAUCGAUAUCAACCCGAGAGCCCAUGGACAUAGAUUCGAGCGAAGAUGAUGGAGAUGUCGUAAUGACAGAUGCUGCGCUGACGGAGAAUCCGGCGCCAGGAAGGCCCAGGACGGCACCUCGCGGCUCUCGUCGACAAGACAAGCACGGAGCCAGGACUGGAAAGUCCUCGCUCGGGAAACGGACGACGCCUCUACAGCAACAACAACAACAGAACAGGGUCAAGAAGAAGCAGAGCCGUCGACGUUCAGCACAAGCGGCAAAAUCACCCGCACUCCUUGAUCGGCUCUUACGCUCAACGCGAUCGUCUAGGCGGGACGCUGGACACGAGUUGUGGUACCUUGGUGAUGAUGCCACGGCUUGCCCCGUUACAAAUGCUGGUUGA